CGAGGGCAGAGCCCGGCUUGGUCUGGCUCCCCUGCGUGUCCCCAGAGCUGCCCUCCCCGUGAUGGGUUGUGGUGGGUGCAGGUACCCAGUGGGCACUCUAUAUAAAGUUAUUCUCACCCCCUUCCUUACUCUCUGCAUCAGCUCCAGAGCCUUUGCCUCAGGGUGGGGGUGGCGGUUUGAAAGUGUCUGCUGACAGCCGCUCGGCUCAUGUGACUUGCCUGACGCCCUCUCCCUUUCCAGCAGAAGCCUGGGGUGGGAGCCCGGUGGUCUGAUGCUGCGGAGGCCUUGUCAGAUCCCAGCUGGGACGUCCUCCCCGAUCGGGUGGGUGGGAACCCGCUGGGGUCGGACUCGUGAGCCACUUUCACGCCCCACGCCCACCCCUCCGUCUCCCCACAGCCGUAGCCUCCUGCCAGCUGCCGUCAGCCGUGUGGUAGGGGAGCCGCUCGAGCGGCCCUCCCCUUUGUGCGAAGCCAGCACCUUCAUAGCUGAACCCCCUGAGUUCCUCAGAGCCCCGAGAUGGGUGGGGGGAGGCAGGGCGGGAAUGCCAGGAGAUGGAAGCCCCCGGCCCCCGCCAGGGAAGGAAGUGAGCCUGUGGAGGGUCAGGCUUCAGGAUGGCCAUGAUGGUGACAGCCAUGGUGGGGUGAUCUAAGCUCUCCGGUGCGUUUACUCCUUUAAUCUCACAGCAGCCAGAAGGGAAAGCUGAGGCUCAUGGGUGCCAAGGCUACACAGACAGUAAAGGGAGAAGCUGUGUUCAAACCAGAGGGAGCAGGACUCACCCUCUGCUCUGUUCCCCAGAAGCCUCCCAGGCAGGGCUCCUUCUUCACCACAGGACAGAGGCUGCGCCCCUGAGCCUGGUGGGGAGGCCUUCCCAAGCCGGUGUCCAUCCCCGUCCAUCCCCCAGCACCCCCAGCACCCCUGUUCUAAUCCACAGACCCUGGUUCCCUCUGCCCUGCGUCCCCACACUGUUGCACACGUCGUCCCCAGACAGAGCGCUGCUCUGCUCUCCCGGGUUCCCGUGAUGCCGCCUCACGCUGUUGUUAUUUGUUUGGAUCCAUCUCCCCCCACUGGACCCAGGAACAUCGCAGGAGACCGCGUCUGUUGCCUCUGGCUGCACGAAGGAGACCAACCAGUGGACACCCCCAGGCCCACAGGGACUCUGAGCACAGUGGGCCUGCUGCCGAGCGCCCCAGCCCAUGCAGGAUCCCUAAAACAGCUCAGGAGGUCGGCCCCCCGCCACCUUCACUGGCCACGUCUGGGCCCUCCCUUGCCCGUGUCCUUUCUGCGUUCAAGUGCGAUGGCUUCUUCUCAGUUCCAGCCUGCCGGCGCUCCCCACAUCCUCCUGGAAUGCCUGCCUUGCUCGGCUCUAGCUUGUCCUCGGGUACCAGCAAACCCUUCUUUCCAGGCCCUCUCACGUGGUUCCCCCAAAAGCUUCUGGAUGUUUCCUGUAAAUGGAAUCGUGCCACCGGGGCCUUUUGUGUCUGUCUCCUCUCACUCAGCAGUGUUUACAGAGUUCACCCACGUCGUGACUGCCCGUGCUUCAUUCCCCGUUAUCACCGAAUAACAUUCCAUCGUGUGGAUGUUUUAUCUCUUCAUCCAUUGAUGUGCAUUUGAGUUAUUUCCACGUUUUGGCCGUGAUGAACAAAUAGUACUGCUGUGGAUGUUCACGCUCAGGUUUUUGUGCGGACCCAGGCUUUCAUUUUUCUAGGAGUGAGAUUGCUCGUUGAUCUGGUGACUCUAACCCUCUGAGCAACUGCCAGACCGUUUUCCCGGGCGGCUGUCCCACUUAGCGCUCGCCUCCACCAGCGAGACUUCCGCUCCCUCCCUCCACAUCCUCUGUUCCGUGUCUGCCCCUUAGAUCCCAGCCACCCCAGCGGGUGCUGGGCGUCGCACUGUGGUUUUGAUCUAAUCUGCGUUUCCCUGAUGGCUGAUGGUGUUGAGCAUCUUUUCAUAUGCUUCUCGGCACUUGUAUGUCUUCUUGGGAGACAUGUCUGUUCAGAUCUUUGGCCAGUUUUAAAAUCGGAUCAUUUGUCUUCUGGUUGGGCUGUAAGAGUUCUAUAUAUAUUUUGGAUGCAAGACUCUUUAUCAGAAGCGACGCACACCACCUGGAAUGUCGUCAGCGUGAAAUGCCAGAGCACUUCCUUCCCAUCUCUUCAAUGGUUAAGUUACAGUACCACAAACAUGUAAAAAUAAAACUGGGCAGAGCCUGGGUAUACAGUUGAAUGUCCUACAUUUUCACUUCAUUUUUCCUUUUUUUUACAAAGCGUGAUUAAAAUCCACCGUCAGGCCAUUGUAAUUUGCUCCAGCCAUUCCGCGUUGCUGAACAUUUAGGCCCUUUCCAGUUUUCAGCUGCAUGAAUAAUGCAGCAGUGUUUAGCCUUGUCCAUAAAUCUUUCUGUUGUCGCAAGGAGCUUUCUCAGAAGAAAUUCUUAGAAGGUGGUUUACCAAGUCAGAGGGUAGGAACCUUUGAAGUCUUAUAUACAGUCUGUGCCCACAAAUGUCUGGAAGCCUUGAGGGACAGCACUUGGUUGUAUCGCUUGAUUUUUUUCUUUUUUUUUAAAGAAUGAAUGAAUAAUACUUUUACAUUUGGGUGUCUUGGUGCCCAGAUGGUGUUUUGUUUUAAUGAACCUUUUUG
Odocoileus virginianus texanus is the source of this 2631-nucleotide messenger RNA. The record is from RefSeq and is a predicted model, not a curated record. Lineage: Eukaryota; Metazoa; Chordata; Mammalia; Artiodactyla; Cervidae.